AUGGUAUCUCCUAAAUCAAGAUCGCACGCUAGUGCAGAUCAUAUUGAAAAGUCCAAUACUACUGCCAGCCUGUUUUUGGGCGGCACUCGGAGAGACUGGAUGGGCCCGCAGACUAACGCCCCGGAGAAAUCGGCGCGAAAUUCUCGCGUUGAGCUUCUCCCUCCCAACUCCCUUCCUCACGAGCUUGUCUUGAUGUCCCCCGUCACACCUGGUGAGAGCCCUCCCUCACGUGGUCUUCAUACAAAAAGCCCCGACACGCAAGUGACCGCUCUUCCCUCACCUGUUCUCAGCACAAAUUCUCACCCAAGUCCUGUGGGCAACGAUGCGGUCGUUUCAAAUAAACCUCACACGCCAAUCCAUACAGAACCCACAGCACAGCGUGGCAAUGAUGAGCGCAUGGCUGUCCAACCUACUCCCAGUGCGCUUGCCACGUCACAACGCGUGACCCAGUUCUCUCAAAUGGAACCCAACUCGUCCACAAACUCACCCGUUACAGGCACACAUACAAGGGUUAGCAAAGAACGUACAAUCUCAAGGCCACGACCUAGGCCGCAGCAGAAUAGGGCAGCUGCGGCUGCGGCCAUCACCAAUAAAACAUGGGGGGAAUGGUCUGUUCAAUUGGAGGCCUUGGUAGACGAGUUGCGCACAAAGGGAGCACUGCCUCGUUCUCACCCAAGCACGCUAACUGUUAUUGAACCUCGGAUCAUUCUUUUGCGCGAGGCCAUUUCUCAUAAGGAUGCUUUCUAUUUGGUGAUACAUCAGUUGUACUGCCGAUAUAGCAUUGAUCCAACUACAUUGAGUCAAAUUAGAGCCCCUGAGGCGGGCAUGAAUUGGAUGAAGCGUUUUUUGGAUGACAAUGAAAAGAUGCAUGAUGCCGCUACCAUUGGGUUUGCCUAUUUCCCGGAACCUCCGCAUAAGUUGAUGCAUUCAAAGUGGUACCUCCAGGUGCUGUCUGGAAUUCCUGGGUUUUUAUCGCGGCUUGAAAUUGAAUGGCCAACCAUCUGGAAUAAGCCCCUUCAUCCCCCGUUAGCAUCUCAACUUUGGGAAGUACUCGCUUGUCCUUCUCCGACUUUGAUGUCGGUGAUAUUCAUGUGUGUUGCACGGCGCCUUCAUGAAGAGAAAGAUAUCAGGCCCCUGGUAAACUUGUUUUGGAGCAAUUAUAAAGCUUUCAAGCAGUGCAUGGACUGCGAACUCCCUGGGGUAACUCAGCAGGAUAUCAACAGUCAUUUUGUCCAAGAGUAUCGCAAGUUCACACAUUCGUCCGAAUAUUUAUCACAUACACCAUCACAUACACCAUCUUCCUCCCACUCUGUGCCACCUCCCAGACCUCAUAUUCAAACCAUGCCUCAAGUUACCCCAGGGGUGCCGUCACCCUAUCCCAGAUCUUCGGUUUCUAGUAUCAGUCACUAUGCCAUAAACUCACCUGCUCCAAGCCCACUUGGUGGACCUUUGCAGCAAUCUACCUCAAAUUCACCUCAGGGACGGGUUGGUCCACCUGUUAGAUCCUUUCAAUUUGGCACAAACUCACAAGUGCAGACUACCCAUCAUCAUUACUACAACCCCAUGUCACAGGGGCAAGGGCAGGGACAGAGACAAGGACAGUGGUAUCAGGUCAAUUCAGCUAUGAAUCCAAACAUGGAUCCACAGUUGCAAAUGCAAUUCCAGGCAGCAAGGCACCAACAGAUAUCGCCUCUUUCGUAUGCUCAACAAAUGCAGCAUCGAGCAAUGGGCCCCACGACUUCAGUAGGGCCUGUCGACCCCUCCCUCCAAUCUAGUGCUCUCACCUCUGCACAGUUGGCGCAGUCACUCCACGCUUCCUCGCCCGUAUCCACGCCAACUACAAUAACCCAGGUGGCCCAGCACCCGAUGCCACCACAAAGGCCUAACAAUCAUCUCAACCAACAGCAUUCGAUGACUUCGCAGCCGUCUGCUUCGCCCAUCACACGUGCACCUCAGGCACGGUAUUCCGAGUCUUUACCUAACUCUGCCUUCCUCCCGACACCCGGCUACAGAGCACCAAUGAUGGUGAAUCCAAAUCCGACGCGUCUCGGCCUACAUCUGGUUCAUCUUCGUGAUCCUAUGAAGAAGCUGGUAAAACGUGGCUCAUGUGGGAAUGACGUUGAGGUCGAUUUGUUUACCUACCCCGAUACCUUCGCUGUAUACCCAACAAUCAUCAACGUUGACCAGCCGAUCUACACCUGGAAUUUCUCUUUCAAGCCUGAUGAGUGCCAAAAGUUCCCACACAUAGCCCACGGGCCAGUGGGCCAAGAUUCUGUUUGGACGUUCGGGCCUGGUUGCCGGACUAUUCGUCUGCGAUGCAUUCGUCUUCCUGGCAGUCCGGAUACUGUGACGGAGCAGACCUGGUCUACUGCAGCUACUUUCUGGCCCAGUGUCUUUUAUAUUACGGUAAACGGCCAAGAGCUCUAUGUGCGCCGAAAGGUUCACAACGGAAAAGACCUACCUUUGGACAUCACCGAGUAUAUUCAAACCGGCGAAAACAGCCUACGGGUCGAUAUGAUCUUGGGACAGGAUGAGUGUAAGAACUCCAAAUACGUCUUUGGAGUGGAGGUCAUGGAGAUCGCCGAGUUCGACCAGAUACUCAGCCUGGUCCAAUCUGUCCCAGCCGACGACUCUCGCGCAGCAAUACAAAAGCGUCUUUCUCCUAUCACCGACGAUGAUGACCUGGCAGUUGUCACUGACAACCUCACAAUCGACCUAGUGGACCCCUUCAUGGCACGAAUAUUCGAUGUUCCCGUUCGCUCGUGCCACUGCAAUCACCCUGAAUGUUUCGACCGUGACACUUUCAUAAAAACCAGGAAAUCUGUAUCUGGCCAGGCACCGAUGGUCGAUAACUGGCGCUGCCCGAUCUGCAAGGCAGAUGCACGACCACAGUUCUUAGUCGUCGAUCAAUUCCUUGCAGAAAUUCAUGCCCAGCUCACUCGUACAAACCGACUUGACGGGAUCCGAGCAAUCCAGAUUAAAGUUGAUGGAACCUGGACCCCCAAAUAUGACACUGAUGAGACCUCGCCCGUUGCAGACAAACACUUUUCUCCGAAGCGCAAGGCUGAAGACUCACAAGGGCCUGUUGCCAUGCGUCCUAGAAACGACGUGUUCAAUGGUAGUGGCAGCCCGGCUGUUCGCACACACGAACAUACGGUCAUCGAAUUGGACUAA
This is a messenger RNA of Penicillium griseofulvum, 3174 nucleotides long. Its product is annotated as MIZ zinc finger domain protein. Gene Ontology annotation, molecular function: SUMO ligase activity; zinc ion binding. Gene Ontology annotation, biological process: protein sumoylation. The transcript has a single exon. Lineage: Eukaryota; Fungi; Ascomycota; Eurotiomycetes; Eurotiales; Aspergillaceae. The record is from RefSeq and is a predicted model, not a curated record. The coding region runs from base 1 to 3174 and encodes 1057 amino acids.